UUUUUUUUUUUUAUUUACUUUCUCCUUAUUUUUCUUUUUUUUUAACAUUAUUUAGAAUAGAAAUAAAAAAUGGUUAUACUUGAGAAUUCAACUACCUUUGAUGAAUCAAAUAUUCAAGCUGACGAACUUGUAAGCCAAAUGGCAGAAAUUGAAGGAGGAUUGCAUGCUAUGUUAGAGAAAGUAAAAGGCGAUACACAGAUGAGUAAGGAUAUAUCUGCAUUUUUAAAGAAAAGAUCAUUAUUGGAGGAAAGUUAUGGUAAAGAAAUGGUUAAAGUCGCACAAAUGACAGCAGAGAGUUUUGAUAAGGCACAUCCAAAAUCAGGAACUUUUGGUGAUGUUUGGAUAUCAAUGCUAAAGGUACAUGAAAAUAUUGGAAAUCAACGAAUUAAAUUUGCUGCUGCAAUUUCGGAUGCAGCUGAAGAUUUAUCAGCACUAAGUAAAAGUAUUGAAAAGGAAAGAAAGCAGAUUAAAGACACUGGAAUACGUUAUGAAAAAUCAGUCAUUGAUGCUGAUGCUUCCUUAGAAAAGAGUAAGCAAAAAUUUGAAAGCACAAAUGAAGAAUGGGGAAGAGCCGUAUCGCAAAGAAAUCAGGAACCAACACAACAAUUAAAAAAGAACAUAUUUCGUUCGGCUAGAAAUACUGCACAACUUGAUAAAAUUGAAUCUGAAUGCAGGAAUAAGAUGGAUGCUGCUGAUACUCAAUACAAGAUUCAACAAAAAAAGACCAUUCAAACUCAUACUGAAUAUUAUGAGUCUCAUUUACCAAAGCUACUAACUGAAUUAAAAGCAGUAGACGACGAAUGUAAUAUUGCACUUCGAUAUCAAUUAGCUAACUAUUCAUAUACAUUUGAACAAGCGCUUGCAGAGGAUGGAUUAGCAUUGGAUAAUGAUCAAGGAAAUGGCUUAAGGGCUUUGAUUACCAAAAUUGAUAAAGAUGCUGAUUUUGCUGAAUUUGUUAGAUUAUGUGCUGAACGAGGAGGAAGAAUUCAAAGAAAUGACUUUAUUCAACAGGAUAAUAUGUUACCAAUGACUACAAACUAUAAUAAUAAUAAAGUAUUUGGUGUGCCCUUAGAAAACUUGGCAGCGUUAUCUGAAGAUAUGGUUCCUGAUAUAUUAAGAAAAUGUGCUACUGUUGUUGAACAAUAUGGUUUAAAUUCUGUUGGUAUUUAUCGAUUAUCUGGUACAAGUAGUAGAAUUCAAAAAAUUAAAUUCAAAUUUGAAAAUGGAGAGCCUAAUCCAAUAUCAGAAGAAGAUAUAUCGGAUAUUAAUAAUGUGACCAGUGUAUUAAAACUUUGGUUUAGAGAAUUACCAAAUCCUUUAAUCCCUUCUCAGUCAUAUCAUCAGUUCUUAGAAGCAGCUGAGUUACCUGAUGAAAGAAGCCGUGUUAUUGGACUUCAUACUGUUAUUAAUGAACUACCAGAUGCCCAUUAUGCCUCAUUAAAAUUCUUAAUGUGCCAUCUUUACAAUGUACAAUCUUAUCAAAGGUUUAAUAAAAUGGGAGCGGCUAAUCUAGCUACUAUUUUUGGUUUGACAUUAAUGAGUAACGAAACAAGAUCACAAAGUCAAACUACUCUUCAUGAUAAUCAAAGGAUUGCUGAAUCUCAAUUGCAAGCUAAAGUAGUUCAAACUAUUCUAGAAAAUUAUGCUGAAAUCUUUGAAGAUGAAUAAGGGGGAGGAGAGAGAAGAUAUACAUAGAAUAUUACAUUAAAUAAACGAAAUAUACUUUAUUUAUAUAUACUUUAUUCAGAAUCUAUAAAGCAUCCUGAUGCCUUUAUUAUUAUUAUUACUAUUAUUCUUCCAUUGCUGUAGCUUUGACAAUUUCAGUAUGCUCUACAGAUCUAUCUAAUC
Messenger RNA from Cokeromyces recurvatus, 1848 nucleotides. Its product is annotated as Rho GTPase activation protein. NCBI's taxonomy places the organism in Eukaryota, Fungi, Mucoromycota, Mucoromycetes, Mucorales, Mucoraceae. Gene Ontology annotation, cellular component: cytoplasm. The record is from RefSeq and is a predicted model, not a curated record. The coding region runs from base 70 to 1668 and encodes 532 amino acids. Gene Ontology annotation, biological process: signal transduction; regulation of GTPase activity. The transcript has 12 exons.